GCAGCAGCAUUUUCCUUGCUUUCGUUUGGUAUCUACUUGAGGAUUGCGAACUCCCAUGACGAUUUCUGUGAGCCAAAAAGCGGUGCGGUCCCCUGUUACGUUGACCGUAUCACUGAUCGCUCUCUUAAUGAGCUUCCUUCCAACUGCACGUCGUUCUUGGGAGACUUGAUUAUAGAAGACUUGACAGCUCUUCCAUCACAAAUCACAAAGCUUUCCAACUUGUCGCACAUAAAGGGUGCUCUCAUUAUAAGAAAUACAGAUUUCAACAUGGCAAAUUUCUCCUUUUUGAACAGUGUUCGCUGCGUAGAAAAUCGUCACGGUCCAGCGAUUAUACUAGAAGAAAAUGCAAAUUUGAGUACGCUGGGUCUGAAAAAGGUGGAGUUUAUUGCUGCU
Cylicocyclus nassatus is the source of this 393-nucleotide messenger RNA. Lineage: Eukaryota; Metazoa; Nematoda; Chromadorea; Rhabditida; Strongylidae. The record is from the annotation of a GenBank genome assembly.